AUGAAGUAUAAGUUUAGACACGUUUCUUUCGUUCAUUCUUUAGUUAGCCAGUUUAUUAUCAGUUCAGAAAACACUUUCGAUGUAAGAUCGAUUUUGGAAUAGAAUUAUCGCUGAAAUGCAUUUGAGGUUGUAAGGUAUUUGUUACCUGUAAGUGCCAUUUUAGAAGCUAUUGUUUCAUUGAGGACGGACGUGACUUUUGAAUUCAACUUCUCUGUUCUUUCAAUGCGACGUUGCCAUACAGAUGUUGAGUACAGUACCUUUUCAGUACAGUUCUUUUAUAAGGCAUGUGAUCAACAACUGGGUAGGACGUGGUUAUACAGUUAUGUAUACGGGGAUUAACAAAACAAACAAAAGCACAAACAAGGGAGACAGAAGUGAUGAAAGGGAUGAAGAUAGGGAUGGAGUCUAUGUCUGUCACACCAAAGGAGUGCCGAAAGGUCACAUUGAAGGGGAAAUCAAUAACUGAACGCUGUCCUCAUAGACGUGGUACAGUGGAAAACAUGUCUUUUUGGAGUGAGGAACGUAUCCAUAUUACCAGAACAUUGACGUGACAUACGUGUCAAUACUACCAGAACGUAUAUAUCUCCACCCCGGGGAUGCCAGGUAAGAAUUGAUAUCCAGCAACAUACGAGUUUCUAGCCGGUAUUGGUGAACCAACACAGAUCCAUGGCUACAUAUUGCUAAACACAAACUGGAUCUGCUUCAAAACAACGUGAAGAAUCACGAAAGAGGAUGAACCUGACGUGUUUCUGAUCAGAAGUCAGAAGUCGUGGAGCCCAGAGUACUGAGGCCUUUGUCAUGCCCAGUUCACGCCUCAGAAUGUUCUUACAUCUUUCAUGAGAGAUGCCUUGUAUUGGCCAUUUGACGAGGGAUUGGUCGUCGAUCAUCCAUAAUCAUAUCAUGCAUUUAUCAGCAUUUUCCACAGUGGUUGCAGUUGAACGUCUUUCGGAUCUUGGAUCAUCUUCGAGUCACUCCUUUCAUAUCUUGAACUCCGCUGCCCAACUCUCAGCAAUGGCAAAAGGAAAUCAUCUUCUAAAGUUGACGCCAUUUUGCAUGAAUGUGCAGUGUCAUCUGUCACCAGGCGAUAGAUCAAGAGUCAUUGACCGUUCACGUCAAUACAAUCUCAAUCGAUGAAUAUACUCAUAUAAGUAGGACGAAUGUACCGUCAACUGCGCACUGUGAUCACACGCUUUUGGAAGGAUCGUCUCCUGUAAACAGAGAGAAACCCCCUCAAUACAUCAUGUAUAUGCAAGUAUUCGUUCUUCUACUCCUGGUCACCUUGACCCAAGGGUUUUCGGACGGUGGUCAGAUUGAAACGGAAACAAACAAAUGGGGGACUGAUAUUUUCUAUUGUACUUACCAUGGUAUUAAGUUCAUGCCCGGAUCGAUGUGGAAAACAACGGAAUGCGAACAGUGUUCGUGUUUUGACGACGGAUUGUUCUGUGAGGGAUUUGGAUAUGCGGCGGGGGCAUUUGAUGCACCUGAAGGCUGUGAGGUUGUCAAUGAUGGAUGUGAUCCUAGAAUGGUGGAUGCUGAGGAUGCGCUGAAGCCCUGUGUGGCAAAGUGAAAGUUGCCAACCUGUCCUUUAUGUACAAUGUAAUGCAGUCACGAAGCAGAUAAACAUGGAAUACCC
Molecule: messenger RNA, 1633 nt
Organism: Haliotis rufescens (red abalone)
Lineage: Eukaryota; Metazoa; Mollusca; Gastropoda; Lepetellida; Haliotidae
Exons: 4
Coding region: 1058-1567 (169 amino acids)
Source: RefSeq, a predicted model, not a curated record